This is a messenger RNA of Trichobilharzia regenti, 907 nucleotides long. The record is from the annotation of a GenBank genome assembly. NCBI's taxonomy places the organism in Eukaryota, Metazoa, Platyhelminthes, Trematoda, Strigeidida, Schistosomatidae.
CAGCUUUACCUGCGUAACACGAACGGGCGUUUCCCGACGCGCAUGAUAUUCUAUCGCGAUGGAGUUUCGGAGGGCCAGUUCGAAAAUGUGUUGGUGGAAGAGCUGUGUGCAAUUCAACGAGCUUGUGCAGAUGUCCGUCCUGGCGAGGAGCCAGCUAUCACUUAUAUUGUUGUGCAAAAGCGUCACCAUAUUCGAUUUAGACCAUCUGACCCCAGGUAAGGUAUUUGCUCAUGAUGUUUCCUGUGUACGUACUACACUUUAUUCGUGUCUUAACGGUCUGUUUGAAUGCUUUGUCAGGGCAAGAAACGUGGAGCCAGGAACCGUGGUAGAUACAGAUAUCACGCAUCCCAGGGAAUUUGAUUUCUACCUCUGCUCUCAGGAAGGGAUUCAGGUAAAUUGUUUCUUUGUGCUAAUGCCAUUACUUUUAGGGUACAUCGAAACCUGCUCACUAUCACGUGUUGUAUGAUGAUAGUAACUGGACAUCGAAUGCUCUUCAGAUGUUCACCUACCACUUAUGCUACGCGUACAUGAGGUGUUCGCGUAGUGUCUCGUGUCCAGCGCCGACUUAUUAUUCUCAUUUGGCUGCAUUUCGGGCACGUGAGUGGUUAUCGGACAUAGAGAAACCAGAGAUUCUGUUAGAUGCUGGUCGUUUCAGAGUUCACAGCAGUCAAGUUGACGGCAUGUUCUACUUAUAAACAGAUUUUGUUAUUUUCAUAUAAAUUGUAUUUCCUUUUGAAUCCAUCUUCCCUUUUAAUAGUAAUAAUAAUAAUCAUAAUAAUAAUAAUAGUAUAAUGAUAAUGAUUUACUUCAUUCCAAAAGCAGUACUUGUGAUACAGAAUGGGAUUUUCAGCAUUAAUCACGAUAUUGUAUCUAAUUCCCUCAAAUUAUAAAUAAAAUUAAUCACACA